AUGGCACAGGCUGCAUCCUGGAGCAGCAAGAAGAACGCUGGGGUCUGCAGCGACGCACUCCUGACUGAGGCCGCCCCACAGUUGUGGCCCACGACUUCCCAGGUGGGUCUGGCUCUGCAGGGCCAGGGGCGGGCUGGCGCCAAGGCUCUCCCUCCCGAGAGGAAGACAGGACGUGCGGUGGGAGCCGGGCUGCGGAACGUCGGGAACAGCUGCUACGUGAACGCUGCCCUGCAGUGUCUGACCUACACUCCGGCCCUGGCCAGCUGGGCAGCGUCCGGACUUCAUCGUGGCACCCACGGCCAGCGGCCCUGCUGCAGGGCAUGCGGGGUGCGGAAGCACAUCAGCCGGGCCCUGCGGAGCCCCGGGGAGGUCCUCACACCGUGCCCAUCGCUGCUGGCCGGAUUCCACAGGCAGCGACAGGAAGACGCGCACGAAUUCCUCAUGUCCACGCUGGAUGCCAUGCAGCAAGGCUGCCCACAGGGCGGCGGGAAGAGGCCAGCCGACAUCGCGGGCAUCUUUGGAGGCCGCUGGCGGUCCCAGGUGCAGUGUCUGCGCUGCCUGGCCAUCUCCGACACCUUUGAGCCUUACCUGGACGUGGCGCUGGACGUGGGAGCGGCUCCGAGCGUGGCCCAAGCCCUGCGAGACUUGGUGAAACCCGAGCGACUGGAGGGGCCUGACGCCUACCUGUGCGGCAGCUGCGGCCAGAAGAUGCCCGCCACCAAGACGCUGACCCUGCACGCGGCCUCGCGGGUCCUGAUGCUGGUGCUGAAGAGGUUCUGCCAGGACGGCGGUGCCAAGCUGGCUGGCCACGUGAGCUUCCCCGAGUGCCUGGACAUGGGAGGCUGCACGUCGGAGCCCCACGAGGGGCAUCUCAUCUACCUGCUCUACGCCGUCCUGGUGCACACCGGCUGGACCUCUCACGGUGGCCACUACCUGUGCUACGUCAGAGCGGCAGAUUGCCAGUGGUACCAGAUGGACGACGCCAAGGUCAGUGCCUGCGACGUUUCCCACGUCCUCAGCCAGCAGGCCUAUGUCCUGUUCUACACGCAGAAGGCCGAGUGGGACAGAGGCGGUGGCCAUGGGCACUGGGCCGGGCCGGAGGGGCCAGGCUGCGUGUCUUCAGCGAUCCCCGGGGACCUGCUGGGCCACCCUGCCUGCGAACUCGAGCCCUCGGUGUUUGGGCACCCCGAGCUUUGCGAGGACUCUCCUGGCAUCAGCCUGGACUGCUGGAGGCGGCUCCAGGAGCAGAGCCGUCCCAAGCCGCCGCCCAACCUCAGGAAGACGGACGCCACCCUGCCCGCCAACGCCGUGAUCAUCCACGGCUCCAGACACGGGCAUGGGGCGCCCCGGGAGCAGCCUGCACCCCCGAAAGCUGCCCCAGAAACGUGUGCCACGGCCGCCAAGAGGAAGGGCAGGAAAGGCCAGAAAAGCCAGCGGGUCCUGCACAGCCUUCAGCUGCCACGGGGGCCCCGUCUCUGA
Sorex fumeus (smoky shrew) is the source of this 1479-nucleotide messenger RNA. Its product is annotated as ubiquitin carboxyl-terminal hydrolase 17-like protein 6. Gene Ontology annotation, biological process: protein deubiquitination; regulation of apoptotic process. The transcript has a single exon. Gene Ontology annotation, cellular component: nucleus; cytosol. The record is from RefSeq and is a predicted model, not a curated record. The coding region runs from base 1 to 1479 and encodes 492 amino acids. Gene Ontology annotation, molecular function: cysteine-type deubiquitinase activity; cysteine-type endopeptidase activity. Lineage: Eukaryota; Metazoa; Chordata; Mammalia; Eulipotyphla; Soricidae.